Molecule: messenger RNA, 2287 nt
Organism: Astrephomene gubernaculifera
Lineage: Eukaryota; Viridiplantae; Chlorophyta; Chlorophyceae; Chlamydomonadales; Astrephomenaceae
Source: the annotation of a GenBank genome assembly
CCCGCACCGCCGCAGCCCACACCGCCGCAGCACGCACCGCCGCAGCCCGCACCGCCGCAGCACGCACUGCCGCAGCCCGCACCGCGUGGCCUUUGUGGCUGGCCGCUGAGCGCUGACGUGGCCGAUGACUGCCUGCCUGCGCUGGCGCCGGGCGAGGUGCGGCUGUGCGGCCUCACCUUCAGCCCAGACCUGGCGCCGGCCGUGUCGGCUGCCUUGGAAGAAGUGGAGCAGCUGCGGCGCAGCGGUAAGCUGCGGAACAUGUUCCUGGAGGAUAUCAUUCAGAUCCCUCCCAGUAGCAUGCAGCAACUCAGGCGGCUGAUGCAGGAGGGCAAUACUGCAGAGGCCUCCGUGUCUGAGCCUUUCAAAGCGGAGGAGCAGUGCGACUAUGCUAAGACUGCCAUUCGCAACGAUCUCGCGAGGCUCUUGGGCCUACUGGACCAGCCCGACAGGCCGCUGCCCGAGGGUUCAGUGCUGGCGGCCGACGUCCUAGCUCCCGGCCGCGACCCUGCGCGGGGCGGUGCGGGGCUGUUCGCCGCCAAGCCCAUUGAGCAGUGUUCGGCGCUGGGGGUGGUGGGCGGGUACGUCAUGCCGAGGAACAAGGCAGCGCUGCGGGUGCGGCGACUGGGCGCACCUUUCCCGGAGGGCAGUCCGGAGCAGGCGGAGCUGUUGCGCCGGGCGAGAGGCCAGCGGCAGGUCGCACAACUGGUGUGGCGGGUGCUGGCGGGCGGGCUCAGGAUGCCGUUCGCCAGCAGCAGCGCAGCGGCAGCAGCGGAGGAUGGAGAUGCAGAGCAAGACGGCUCUGCGGAAGGCUCCCUCCCCUACGGCGAGUGGGACAUCAUGAUGCUGGGGUACGGCAACGCCACAGCGCUGGUCAACGACCCGCGCAUGCGAUCCUUCGCGGAGGCCCCAACCGCUGCAGCCAACUGCAUCGUCCUUCCCGUGCUGGUCUUCGGUAUCCCCCUUCCAGUGCUGGUAGCCACCCGCCACAUCGCGGAGGGGCGGCAGCUGCUGCGGGAGUAUGGGGCGGACUGGUGGCGAGGGCAGGCCCAAGAAGAAGGGUACCUGUCGAAGCUGCAUGUUCCAACCGAGCAAAUCUUUCACAGCAGCGGUGAGCUUGAGGGCCUGCUGUCGUAUGAGGUGAAGCCACCGCAGCAGCAGCUGCAACAACCACCGAAGCAGCAGCCACUGGAUCAGUCAGGUGGUCGCGGUAACGCGCGCCACGAGGGGGCCGCUACAGAGGCCGCGGCAGGGGGUGCUGGCCUUAUGCCCCCGCCACGUGCGCCAGCCCAGGGUGGCGGCCACCUGGCGCAGGAGCCUCAACGCCGGCAGCAUGGAGCAGUGCCGCGGGGUCCGGCAGCAGCUGCAGGCCGGCAUGGUGAGUACCCGGCUGCUGCUCAGGCCCGACGCCAUGACGCGCCCCACAAACGCCGACGCACCGUGCAGCACGACGUGGACGUGCAGUACCACCAGCAGCAGCGGCGGCAGCGGCGGAGCAGCGGCACAACGAGCAACAGUGAUGGCUACGGCUCUGAGGGCGGCAGCACCGGGGCGACGGGCGAGGAGCUUACCAUGGCUGUGUCGAGCGGCCGUCCGGCUUGGCAUGCCCAUCCGCAUGCUUCACAAGUUAGCCUGUGGUAGCCAGGCCAGCUUGGAAAAAGCUUUGCUUGGAGCGGCACGGCUGGACUAAAUCACGGCGUGUUAGUUGUGCAUUGGAAUAACUGGGUUAAGACCGGGCAUGGAGUCAGCGGAUUAAGCUAGGGUACAGUUCUUUGGGCCUCUUCUUGCAAUUAUCGGUGGUGCCUUUAUACGUGUAUGUAGAUUGUAUCUUCACACCGCCUGCUCAUUCAAGAGUUGUUUGUUGCCGCAUUGCCGCCUGACAGACUUCCAUGCACCCAAAACGCAGUUGUGUUGCCUUAUUCCAGUCUGCGCCCUUACGGGUCAUGUGUGGCUUGAAGGCGAACGAAAGCAGUAUCAAUUAGCUGCGCGCACGCCUGAGUUCAUUGUAGACGUCGUCACAGGUCGGUUGCGAACUGCUGAUUUCACUCCUUACAAACAAACCCUUAAUUACCCGUGUAUGCAGUUAUCUCUGUAGCUGGUUGCCGUCCGUGUGUUGAGGCCGAGGAGAGUAUCCGGCAAGCGCAUAAUAUCUCUGAACAGCUGUGGGAGUUGAUGUAUUGACAAAGGAGUGCUGGCUAACCAUGUUUUCAGCCACCUGGGGCCGUGGGGGCGCAUUGUGUACAUCACCCAGCUAUUGCCACCUAACUGGGAUGCGGUUGCUGCGAGGGCU